This is a messenger RNA of Teleopsis dalmanni, 2133 nucleotides long. RefSeq names its product transcriptional adapter 2B-like. The record is from RefSeq and is a predicted model, not a curated record. The coding region runs from base 122 to 1966 and encodes 614 amino acids. Gene Ontology annotation, biological process: regulation of transcription by RNA polymerase II; chromatin remodeling. Gene Ontology annotation, molecular function: transcription coactivator activity; zinc ion binding; chromatin binding. NCBI's taxonomy places the organism in Eukaryota, Metazoa, Arthropoda, Insecta, Diptera, Diopsidae. The transcript is spliced from 5 exons. Gene Ontology annotation, cellular component: SAGA-type complex; nucleus.
UAUAUUACUUUUUUAUAUUAAAUGACAUACUUUCAAAGUAAAUGUGUGAUAUAGAAAUUUCGAAAUUCUGAAACAUAGCAACUCUACAAAUAUAACGACUCUGUUAAACAAAAAAGCCAAUAUGGCGGAUCUUUUCACAAAAUAUAGUUGCACAAAUUGCCAAGAUGAUAUUAAUGGGAUUCGGGUUCACUGCGCUGAAUGUGAAAAUUUUGAUUUGUGUUUACAGUGUUUCGCAACGGGUGCUGAAAUAGGUACUCACCAAAAUAAUCAUGCAUAUCAGUUCAUGGACACAGGAACAGCUGUGUUGUCUGUAUAUCGAGGAAAAGGUGCUUGGACAGCUCGAGAAGAAAUUCGAUUACUAGAUGCUGUCGAAAAGUAUGGUUACGGCAAUUGGGAAGAUGUUAGCAAACAUAUUGAAACGAAAUCGCCCGAAGAUUCGAAGGAAGAGUAUGCAAAUAAAUUUGUAAAAGGCACUAUGGGACGUCAUACAUGGAUACCAGCACAGGCACAACGUCCAAAACUUGUUGAUCAUACAACUGACGAUACGGGUCCAUUGGGCGAAACAACUGUACAACGCAUUCCUCCACUUGAUAUAUCAAAUGAGGAAGCAGCUCAGUUGGGCUAUAUGCCAAAUCGAGAUAGUUUUGAACGUGAAUAUGACCCUGCUGCUGAACAACUUAUCUCUUCAAUAUCCUUAAGUUCUGAUGAUAGCGAAGCAGAUUAUCUCUUAAAAUUGGCACAUGUUGAUAUGUAUACACGUAGACGACGUGAACGUGUAAGACGCAAACGUCUUGUACGAGACUAUCAAUUGGUGACAAACUUUUUUCGUAAUCGUAAUUAUGCACUCCACCCAAGGCUGACGAGAGAACAAAAAGAUUUUCGGGAUCGCUUUAGAGUUUUUGCACAAUUUUAUACGUGCAACGAGUAUGAUCGCUUGUUAGCCUCACUCGAGAGGGAAAAAGAAUUACGUAUACGCUUGUCCGAAUUAUUUCGUUAUCGUUACAAUGGACUCACAAAGAUUGAAGAUUGUCGCCAUUUUGAGCAACAUGUUGCUGUUACCUCACGCCGCCCCGCUGGUCCUUCAGGUCAUGCAAAAACUGACAACAUCACACUCAACACUGGAAAUCCUCAGCAGCAAGGCUCUUCCGUACUAUCUCUUCCGUGCAACAACAACAGCAACAACAAAAAGGCCGACCAGGUAAAAGGAAACGUAAACUCAAAUUUCAUCGUACCAAAAAGCAUGCCCCGCACAGGCGUCCAGAUCUCCUCCGCCGCAUUAUUGCACAGCAAAAACUUUUUGGGUAGCUAUCGGGGAUCGUCGACUCCUAUGAAGACGUCGGCGAUACAAUCGAAGGCAAUGAUAAAAGCAGCGAACCUAAACAAACGCAAACAACAACUAAUACAGCAACUACGAACAGUCACGGCACACACAACACCCCUAAAGCAGUUACUAGUCACAAAAAAGGUUCAUCAACAAAAUCACGUUGCAAUCGUAAGCCAAGCAAUAGCAAACAAGCAACAGUUACAACUAAAACUUCAACAGCACAUAAAACAAAUAACACAACUGCAACAAAUGCAUCAAAGUCAACACAUAAAACAAAUGCAGCAAAUUCAACAAAUGCAACAAAUACAGCAAUUAAAAAAGAUAAUAAAUAAUAAUACUCAAUUGAAGCCAAAUUUAAAUGUUGUUAAACAAGCUCCUGCUAUGAUUACAAACGCGCCAGUAUCAGUUAGUAACAUUCUACGCUCACAAUUAGAUGAACUAAAGACACUUAAAGAACCGCUCGGUGCAGAUUUGCUAACAACCAAUGAAAAGCAAUUAUGUAAACUAUUUAAUCUACCUCCGACCAGAUAUCUAUCUCUUAAGACAUUAUUUUUAAGUGGUGCACCAGUUUCUUCUAAUCUAUCGCUUGUUGAAAAUUCUCUGCGCAGAUAUUUUAUAAAAGUUGGUUGGUUAAGUCAGUAACUGAACAGAAGGUAUUAAACUUAAGUUAAGAUAGGAACUCAGAAUACACUAAAUUAAAUUGGUUUAUUAUCGAAAAGGUUGUUAAAAUCUAUUAAAUUUAAGAAAAAAUAAAAAACAAGUUAAGUCUUUGUAACAGUUGCUAGUUACAAUUAUUAAUUAAACGACAA